AUGCUUCUUAUAGUGUUCGUAGUCGGAUUUCUGCUCCUUCUUACUGCGUUCGUUGCACUGCAACUGCGGAGGAGUCAACAGUUCCCGACAUUUAGCGAUGCAACCCCAUCUCGAGUUGCGGCGAGGCGUUCAGAAACGCGACGGAGUCAAUACAAUGACGGAGAUUAUUGGAGUAAUGAAAGUUCUGAUGAGGGUAGCGACGACGAUGAUAAUGAUGACUGUGAAGUAGGCCACAAACGUGAAGAGAGGCGUAAGCUGCGCGGUGGAACCAGUGGCAGCGCCGGACCAUUGCGGCACCGCCGCACGAGGCGCGGUGCAGGGAAUGCUGCUGAGGCAGACGGGGACGGUGAGGAAGAUAAAAAUGGUUCUCAGACGAAAUUAUCUCGAUUACAAAGAAAGAAACAAGAAAAAGAGAGAGAACGACAGGAGCGGCAGCAGGCGCAGGAAGCACUGCUAGAGAAUCGGCGAGUGAAGCAGGAGGAGGAGCAGCGGCAACAGAAAGACCGCGAGCGUGAAGAGAGGGAGCGAGAGAUUGCCGAAGAAGCAGCACUGCAGGAGUUGCGCGAGGAAAAAAAGCGUCAAGAAGAUGAGGAGUAUGCAAAGUGGGUUGAAGGCAUUGGGGUGGUAGAGCGCGGUGAAAUUGGAGACGAGGAGCGAAAGAAGCAUGACAAUCUUGUCAAGUACUUAAUCACCAUGGCGGGUAACGGCGGUGAGCGCCAACAGCAGCGGGUGAUUGAUGCAGAAAACUUUGGUGAGGGUGAGAAGGUCGGUGACGAGACAAUAACAAGGGGUACCGAGUCAAGCAGCCGUGGAAAUAUACUGAUUCUCAACGACGUCGCACGAACGCAUGGGUUGUCAGUGGAAGUCACUGUUCAGGUGAUAGAAAAGCUUUUGGAGGACGGUGUUAUCAGCGGUGUUUUUGAUGACCGUGGAAAGUUUGUUAUGCUUUCCGAGGAGCACUAUAAGCAAAUCGCAGAGUUUGUUAAACUCCGCGGCCGCGUUUCGAUGAAGGAGCUUGCACGAGAGUGUAACAGGAUAAUCAUGUUGUGA
Messenger RNA from Trypanosoma brucei brucei TREU927, 1050 nucleotides. RefSeq lists its product as hypothetical. The record is from RefSeq and is a predicted model, not a curated record. The coding region runs from base 1 to 1050 and encodes 349 amino acids. Lineage: Eukaryota; Euglenozoa; Kinetoplastea; Trypanosomatida; Trypanosomatidae. The transcript has a single exon.